AUGAACUCUGACGUGCACCGUCAUCAGGCGCAUCCGCCGUUAUCUCAGCACGGCGUGCACCCCGGCGGUCAGGGCGUGGGCCCCUGCGGGUGGUACUCCGCGUCAGCUGCGCCGCCCACUGCGCCCGCGAGAGUCAAGCGUGCUCAGCCGCCGCAUCAACUACCGUCUGGAGGCGGUGUCGGCAAUAAUGGUCCCCACGCUCCUCUAUCGCCCACCGCUUUGCAGAAUUCCAUUCAACAUAAUAAUGUGAUGUCGUCAUCCGUGCGUGCGCCCGCGCCGGUUGGCCCCGCCCCUUCGGUGAUGCACACGUCGCAGACCGGUGUGCUCCCGAAAGGCCCAAGCGAUGUUUUGGUGAACACAUCUAAUCAGAAUCCUCCGCCCGCAGCUAACCGCCUCAUCAAUAUGACGCAAUAUCCAUGGCACCACGGCGCGAUAUCCCGCGAGCGCGCGGAGGCGUUGCUCUCGGGGUCGCCAGAUGGCGUAUUCCUUGUGCGCGAGAGUACCAACUUUCCCGGUGAUCAUACACUCUGCGUACGUUUCAGAGGACGAGUGGAACAUUACAGAGUAAAAUGGGCAACAGUACCGGAAAGUCAAAACCAACGGCUGACGAUUGAUGAUGAAGAGUUCUUCGAUAACAUGACGGAACUCAUACAUCAUUACCUAAAAGACGCUGAUGGGUUAUGCACAAAGCUAGUCCGCUGUCUGCCAAAAGCAUCUCCGAAUGGUGCCAACAAUAACAAUGUCAUGCAACCGCCCUUCUCACCGCUGCCUGCACAACCGCCGCCAUACCCAGCUACGCCGAGCGUAUCCCACGCCUUGAGCUCGGGCCAUUUCCCGCACGCCUACAACACCCAAGUGCCCACCGACCAGCCUGACGGAAUCAUUCCGCCGCAGAAGUUUGUCGAUGCCCGCUGGAUAAUAGCAGAGCGCGAUUUGGAGAUUCGUGAAAAUAUCGGCAAAGGUGAAUUUGGUGAUGUGAUGCUGGGCAUCCUUAACGGUACACAGAAGGUCGCUGUCAAGAUUCUGAAAGAUAAAGAGGCAGCCAGCAAAUUCCGCGCUGAAGCCAGUGUUAUGGCGUCCCUUAAGCACGAGAACCUAGUCCGUCUGCUGGGCUGCGUGGUGUUCGGCUCGAACGGAAGCACUUGCAUCGUGACUGAGCAUUGUGCGCAGGGCUCACUUCUGGACUACUUGCGCAGUCGCGGACGGCACUACGUCACGCAGAGGGAUCAGAUUGAUUUUGCAUAUGAUACCUGUUGCGGCAUGGAGUAUCUGGAGCGCCAACGAGUGGUCCACCGCGACUUGGCAGCCCGUAACGUGCUCAUAUCUCAAGAGGGAACCGCUAAAGUCGCGGACUUUGGCCUCGCACGUAGUGAUGCGACGCCCGACGAUCCGGCGGAUGCGUUGAGAGUACAGGCGAAGCUGCCCAUUAAGUGGACUGCGCCAGAGGCCCUCAAGUAUAAUAAAUUUUCCAACAAGUCUGAUAUGUGGAGUUUUGGUAUUCUUCUGUGGGAGAUAUAUUCAUUUGGGAGAGUGCCAUAUCCUCGAAUACCGCUGGCCGAGGUGGUGCGUCACGUGGAGCGCGGGUACCGCAUGGAGGCUCCCGAGGGGUGCCCGGGGGGGCCUUACGAAGUGAUGCGAGCUGCGUGGCACGCCGACCCCGCUCAUAGACCCACCUUCGCGCAGACGCGUCUACGCCUCGCUUCUAUUAGGGACGCUGCGCAUGCGCACCAGGUAUAUCACGAUAGGCUAAUCUGA
Messenger RNA from Pieris macdunnoughi, 1755 nucleotides. The record is from the annotation of a GenBank genome assembly. Lineage: Eukaryota; Metazoa; Arthropoda; Insecta; Lepidoptera; Pieridae.